AUGAGAUACAUACAUACAGGAAAGACACAGUAUCACUGUGAUAUCUAUGGAAUAUCAUUCUCUCGGAGAAGUGACCUAACUACUCAUAAGUACAUUCAUACAGGUAAAUUCUUCUCUCAGACAAGUCAAUUAACUAUACACAACACAUGUAUUCAUACUGGAGAGCGGCCCCAUCGCUAUGAUAUCUGUGGUAAACCGUUUGCUGCCACACGUUACUUAGCUAAAUACGUACAUAUUCAUACCAGAGAUAGGCCAUAUCAUUGUGAUAUCUGUGGCAUCUCGUUCUCUCAAACAGGUCAUUUAACUACUCACAAAAGUAUUCAUACGGGAGAAAAGCCAUAUCUCUGUGAUAUCUGUAGUAAAUCCUUCACUAAGACAAGUCACUUAACUAUUCACAGAUAUAUUUUGUUAUUUGAGAUAACUUUGAAGUUAUAUAUUUUUGAAAUGCAACCAAACGAAAUAGAUCCAUACAUAUGCAAAAGGAAUGAUAAAACAUAA
This is a messenger RNA of Octopus bimaculoides (California two-spot octopus), 498 nucleotides long. RefSeq names its product zinc finger protein 239-like. NCBI's taxonomy places the organism in Eukaryota, Metazoa, Mollusca, Cephalopoda, Octopoda, Octopodidae. The record is from RefSeq and is a predicted model, not a curated record.